UUGAGGGGAAUUAUUCGAAGACUGUUCGAAAUCGAAGGAAAGAAGACACCUGCAUCGCAUGGGGAUAUUGUUAUACCUGUCGCUCUAGCGUUGCACUCUCUCCUCAUCUGUGGCGCCUCAAAUGCAACUGAAGUUGGCAGGAACUACUCCCAAGCCUAUGAGGACAUCGCCCUUCUGUGCAGAGGAGAGGAGCUCAAGUUCGGCACCUGCCUCAUUAACUGGUUGAAAUGUUACUAUAAGAAGGACUGUGGAGGGGAGUACAUGUUGAUGAAAUUAAUCUGUUCAGUGAGCUCGAACCAGAGCAGUGCCCAUGAGUACCCAGACUGUCGCGAUGGGGGCAGUGAAGCCAGCCUGCUGGUGUCUCCACUGGUGGUUGCUGGCAUCGUCAUCGGCCUGGUGCUCUUCCUGUCCUGCGUUACUAUCAUCGUGGGCAGCUUGCGCAAAGACAGCCGUCUGCGCAACCCCCACCUGCGCGCUAGCUAUGCACCAGAUGGCUUCUCGUAUGGCGGCUCCAUCGGAGAGCUGAGGUCGACUUGUAUUGAGGAAUUUCCUCCAGCAUUUGACUUUGACUCCUACGUGGAGACUCUAUCACAAGUCAAUGUGAUGUAUCCAGACUCCCCGCCUCACUAUGAUCAAUGUGUUGGACCAGGUGCAACACAGAUCUACGUUCCCACAGACGACCCCCCUCCGUACUCCCUCACGGACCCCUGCCAGAGGGGCCACCAGCAAGCCGACUACACCACCCUGGAGAUGGAGGAGCCCUCCGCCGGCGCUUCCUGGGUGUCCGCGAGCAGCGCUGCCGCCUCUCACUACCCAAUCAGACUAACCGAGCUCAGGCAGCAGCCAAUAGCCUCCAUCUCCCUGUCAGCGUUCCCCCUGGAGGAGGCACCCCCAUACGAAGCAGUAGUGAGAGGGCAGAACCAGCCCAUCCCUCUGAUGCCGAUGGACCUGCUCAAACACCCCUCUGAGGACAGUCACAGUCCUCAGAGAGCCCCAGCCCUAGCUCACAGGAUCCUGUAGAGCGGUCUGAACGCUGCCACUCUGUGUGCAGACAGCCAGACACACCCACCCCCCCGUACAUGAACCCGGUCUGAACAGGACGGUAUGACAGCCUAACUUUGUUCUGCUCCAACCAGUGUCCCUUUGUUCAUGACAGAGUGUCAAAGGAGACAGACUUUCUGGACCAAAGCGGAAUGUUUGGGUUGAACCUGAACUCAUUCUGCAGCUGAAUUUCCUCCCCCUACCUCUUCGAUAAGCCUUGUUCCCCAAUUCCAAGGGGUGACCCGGAUCACUCAACAGUCUCACUCCCUUUACUACUGGGUACUGCCAUGAAAUCAGAGGGCUACUACUGAUCACAUGGGGCUGAGGGUACGUGGUGGUCUUUCUGUCCAGGGGGGAUUAACCUUAUACUUGGUCUCAAUAUAGGAGACAUUGAAGCAUUUACAAAGCAUUAUCAAAGUCUGUUAUUAGCACUGAAAAGCAUUAGAGGUAACCUCAAGUGGUUUCACACAGAUAUUCUGUCCGUAAUGUUGAUUCUUUUGUGUUGAAAUUACAUUUGUCUUGGGAAACAGACUAUAGAAAGAGAGCCUAAUUUCAGAUUCUACAAAAAAUAUCUCCAUACGGUUUUAUUUAUAUUUUGUACAUGCAAAUUAUAUUUUAUUUAUAUUUAGAUGACUUUAGUACUACAGCGGUCAGUGAAAUGUCCAGUAUUUUUUAAAUAAAUAAAUAUACUCCACUUUUGUACUAUUAUUUAAAAUACUUUUUUUUCCUGGUAUAAGGUUCUAUAUGGUUUCUUGAUAUAAACACAUUAAGGAGCUGAAAAAAACUCUGUUCUCCAUAAUUAGGUGUUCCCUCUCGGGGAUGAGGUCCAGUUUGAUCCUGACUGCUAGUUUACAGUCUCUGUAGAUCCACUGCCACAGAUUCCUCUUUUUUUCUCACCACUCUCUGGUGAACAGAAUCACUGUGAGCUUUUUUUUAACAAGGUAAAGUACUAUCCCAUUCACCAUCCUACAUCAAAAUACAAAACAGGUUGCAGAAACUAAAUGGUUAUUGACAAAUGACAGAAAUGGCAAAAAUACUGCACAGUUUACUGUGAUAAGGGAUUGACUUUAGUACUGACCAUUUCGAUGUUACGAUUAAAUUUAGAGAAAUAUUAUUCACCUUAGUUACAUUAUAUUUAUCAAUGUGCCAGAAUCAUUUUAAUGCUGCCUGAUUAUUUUCUGUUUUAUGCUUUUUGUAAUUUUGAUUUAUUGUACAUAUAACAUAUCUUGAGUUGAACUGCUUUCACCUGUCUGUCAUCCUCUUGAACAUAAUAUAAAAUGACUGUGCCUGUCAAGCACUAAGACUGUUAGGCUAACAAUAAUAACCUAAUAAAACACAGAUUAACAAAUCUAAAGCUUUUCUAUUCCAAAUAUAUUGUCAUUUUUCAAGGUUUGUGUUAUUCAGUAAAACUAUGGGUUCAUCAUCAAAACCCCCGAAAAAUAAUUCUUAGAAAGAAAAUGUGAUAUUAGGUCCAUAUCUUGUGUAUAAAAAUGUACUAGUGGAGUAAUGACCUCCUAACACCUUUGCAUUUGGCCUCAUCAAUUGGUAUCGCUGUGUUCCUUUGCCCUUCUCUCUCACUGUCUCCCUCAUUUCUCUUACCAAACCCUUUAUUGUGAAGUGAUAGCCUCACGAAUGAACCCUUAAAGGAUAUUUUAUAGGAUUAAGACGCAUGAUUGCUUCACUGGCAUUGUGGAUAGAAGUUAUAACGAGAUUAAUAUUUAUUUAGAAUAGCUUUAUCAAUAAUGUGUUUUACUGUGGAAAGACUACUAUCAAAUAGUUUUUGUGAAAUUCACUAGAAUGUACAACAACACGGAUGCUUCGUACUAGAGAACCAUCCAAAGAUUAAAUAAUAAUACUAGGUUAUUUGUCUUGCAUUGCAUUCUUGUGUCAAUUAUUCAUCAACUGGAUUUUACCUGGAGAGGGUUUGUUAAAUGGCUGUUAAAAAUCUAAUGCUGAUCUCAGCCCUAGUUAAUACAUAGUAUAUUUGUGAUCAAAGUUGUCAUCUCGUGCCCAAAAAAUAAAGCUAUGUUUGGGCUGAAAAUGAUUUGUGUUGAUAACUUCACAAUGAGCAUUUGUGCUGAUUGUUAUGUAGCUGCUGCACAUGUAGCAAGGCUAUACAAAAGUAAUGAUGAGCUUGUGUUUCAUUAACUGAAAUCUAAAAGUGCAAUGCGGUGAAUAGGACAUCAUCUUAGAUUUUGUGCAUUGUGACACACAAAGAGGACAUCUAGAAAUGCAACUUUAGCUGCCUUUACAAGUCAGUAGAACUGCACUGUUAAUGUGUUGGAAUGCCUAGUCCAAUACCUGUUGAGGUAAAACUGCAAUGCAGUUCACUCUGGUCUUACAUGCUGUUUUGUCUUUGUUGUUUACUUCCUUUUCGUAGCACAAUUUGUAUAUCCAACAGAAAUGUGAAAUGAUGUGUAAUACACUUUCAAUGUAUGGUCUCCCUAUAUGUCCCGCUGUCGUACACAACUGUCCUGGGUGACAAUUAUUAUUAAGUUCUUAUAAUCACAGUUGUCAAUGUAUAACCAUGUUUUGUAUUAGAGCUUUUAUUAAUUUCUUAUAUUGGGAAAACUAAAUAAAUGUAACCUCUAUGAUC
Esox lucius (northern pike) is the source of this 3637-nucleotide messenger RNA. It is a transcript of the gene bean1, whose product is annotated as brain expressed, associated with NEDD4, 1. The record is from RefSeq and is a predicted model, not a curated record. The transcript has 7 exons. The coding region runs from base 262 to 1020 and encodes 252 amino acids. Lineage: Eukaryota; Metazoa; Chordata; Actinopteri; Esociformes; Esocidae.